Molecule: messenger RNA, 2576 nt
Organism: Hevea brasiliensis (rubber tree)
Lineage: Eukaryota; Viridiplantae; Streptophyta; Magnoliopsida; Malpighiales; Euphorbiaceae
Product: trifunctional UDP-glucose 4,6-dehydratase/UDP-4-keto-6-deoxy-D-glucose 3,5-epimerase/UDP-4-keto-L-rhamnose-reductase RHM1-like
Exons: 3
Coding region: 478-2451 (657 amino acids)
Biological process (GO): nucleotide-sugar metabolic process
Molecular function (GO): dTDP-glucose 4,6-dehydratase activity
Source: RefSeq, a predicted model, not a curated record
UUUGCUUUCUCCACUCUGAACGAUUUUGGGUUAAAUCCUCAGAAAUGUGUAAUAAAUAAAUUUAUUAAACUUUAUAUUAAAAUAAAUUUAUUAAUUUAUCAAAUAAAUUAAUUACCAUUGAUAAAUUUUGAAAUAAUGCAAGGAACUAAUUACGGAUCCAUGUUUCUUUUAGACCAGGAUACAUGUUUAGGAAGAUUCAUACAACCAUGAAAGGCAGCGAAAUAGAGUUACAACUACUCUUUCCAAAUAAGAAGGAAAAUACAACACGUUGUACAUGUUUAUGAGGCUAAUAAAGAGUCAGAGACCUACUUAAUCUCUAACAACCUACGAUAUAUCCACUUCUUAGUUUCCUUUCUUUGUUUCUCUACUUCUAAACUACAUUCUGAUCAGAUAUCAGUAUUGUUUCUAUUUGCCUUCCAUGAACGCUCUCUUAACUGCUCUUUCGGCACCACCCUGACGAUAAUAAAGAGAGUAAGCAUGUCUUCUGAUCCUGUUCCAUAUGCGCCAAGAAAUAUCCUAAUAACUGGUGCAGCUGGUUUUAUAGCUUCUCAUGUGACUAAUAGAUUGAUCAAGAACUAUCCUGGAUACAAGAUUGUUGCCCUUGACAAGCUAGACUACUGCUCUAACCUCAAGAAUCUUACUCCAUGUAGAUCCUCUGCGAACUUUAAAUUUGUAAAGGGUGAUAUUGCUAGUGCAGAUCUUGUAAACCAUCUCUUGAUAGCUGAAGAUAUAGAUACCAUUAUGCACUUUGCUGCCCAAACCCAUGUCGACAAUUCCUUCGGAAACUCCUUUGAAUUCACCACCAACAAUAUUUAUGGUACUCAUGUGCUUCUUGAAGCCUGCAAGGUCACUAAGCGAAUCAAGAGGUUCAUUCAUGUUAGUACUGAUGAAGUUUAUGGUGAAACUGACAUGGAGACCGACAUUGGCAAUCCUGAGGCUUCUCAGCUCCUGCCUACAAACCCUUACUCUGCUACAAAAGCUGGGGCUGAAAUGCUUGUCAUGGCUUAUCAUCGAUCAUAUGGCCUUCCUACAAUUACUACUAGAGGCAAUAAUGUGUAUGGCCCAAACCAAUACCCAGAAAAGCUGAUUCCAAAAUUCAUUCUCCUUGCUAUGAAAGGCGAGCAGUUGCCGAUCCAUGGUAAUGGCUCAAAUGUGAGAAGCUAUCUACACUGUGACGAUGUUGCAGAGGCGUUUGAUGUCAUACUUCAUAAGGGGGUUAUUGGACAUGUGUACAAUAUUGGUACCAAGAAGGAGAGACGAGUCCUAGAUGUAGCGGAGGACAUUUGUAAGCUAUUUGGAUUAGAUGCUAAAAAAGCCAUAAACUUCGUUCAAGACAGACCUUUCAAUGAUCAGAGAUAUUUCUUGGAUGAUCAAAAGCUCAAGAAACUUGGGUGGCAGGAAAGAACUCCUUGGCAAGAAGGGCUAAAGAUGACAAUGGAGUGGUACACCAGGAACCCAACAUGGUGGGGCGAUGUAUCUGCUGCUCUCCAUCCGCAUCCUCGCGUCUCAUUGGUAGUUCAUUCAAAUGCCGAUGCAUGGUUGUUGGAGAAUGGAUGUGUGAAUAAUAAGAGUGAGAAGAAUAGCAGUUCAGGAUUGAAGUUCUUGAUAUAUGGGAGGACUGGUUGGAUAGGGGGGUUGCUGGGGAAGCUUUGUACAAAUGAAGGUAUUAAAUUUGCGUAUGGUACAGGAAGAUUACAAGAAAGGAGGUCAAUCAUGGAGGAUAUAAUGAAAGUAAGGCCAACUCAUGUAUUUAAUGCUGCCGGUGUUACUGGAAGGCCUAAUGUUGAUUGGUGUGAAUCGCACAAAGUGGAAACAAUUAGGACUAAUGUGGUAGGCACUCUAACUUUAGCCGAUGUUUGCAGAGAGAACAACCUAUUGAUGAUAAAUUUUGCCACCGGUUGCAUAUUCGAGUAUGACAAUGAGCAUCCAGAAGGUUCAGGUAUUGGAUUCAAGGAGGAAGACAAGCCUAAUUUUACAGGUUCCUUCUACUCCAAGACUAAGGCCAUGGUGGAGGAUCUAUUAAAAGAAUAUGAGAAUGUAUGCACUUUGAGGGUUCGAAUGCCAAUUUCAUCCGACCUUAGCAAUCCUAGAAACUUCAUCACAAAGAUCAGUCGUUACAAUAAGGUUGUGAACAUACCCAAUAGUAUGACAGUGUUGGAUGAGCUGUUGCCAAUCUCAAUCGAGAUGGCAAAAAGAAAUUGCAGAGGAAUAUGGAACUUCACCAAUCCAGGGGUGGUAAGCCAUAAUGAGAUAUUGGAACUGUACAAAAAAUACAUAGAUCCUGAAUUCAAAUGGAUGAACUUCAAUUUGGAAGAGCAAGCCAAGGUGAUUGUAGCACCAAGGAGUAACAAUGAGCUGGAUGCUACAAAGUUGAAGAAAGAGUUUCCUGAUAUGUUGUCAAUUAAAGAUUCCAUCAUUAAGUAUGUUUUCGAGCCCAACAAGAAGACUUAAUUUUCAGCUCUUGUAAUUUUUCUAGAGAGAAAAAAAGAACUGUAUUUACCCUUUCUUAUUUGUUUCUUCUUGUUCUAGUUUUGCUUUUUAGUUGUCUGUACGCAUCUUAUAACUACAAAAUUGAU